UGUAUAUAAAAUAAAAUAAAAAUUGAGAGAAAUGAUAGUUUUAGUAGGUUAAAUUGUUCAAUAUUCAAGGGAGAGGAAGAUCGAACUUGCAUCAAGGUGUUUAAGUAUUAUUACUAUCCGCCAGUGAAUUUAAGAGAAAAUGUGAGUGGAUUUGACCCCAACAAUAACAUUUUUCUCUCCACUAAUUACCAUUGAUUACCGCUCUUGGUUUUUCUUACUCACCUUACUCUGCCCUAAUAUAUCUCUCUCUCUCUGUUAAAAGGACUAGAAACAGUAGUGGAGAAAAAGUGAGAGCAUUUGGUGUAUUAGUACCAAACAAUGUCAUAUUCGUCUCCACUAAUUAUCACUCUAGAUCCCAUAUAUUGUGGGCAUACGUUGAUCUAACUCUUCCAUUAUUCCUUUAAGUAUAAGACACGGCGGUAAUGGAAAAGGUGUUUGUCACUUAGUAAUAUUGUUCAGUGAUAUUUUUCUUAUAAAAUGUCUUAGGCUCAAAUUUUAGGAGUAACGAGCUCACGACCAAUUUAUUCACUCCCCUUUAGUGUGUAAAUAUAUUGUUGUUUUUUUUUUUCAACAAACGAUAGCAUUAAUGAAUUAAAUUGUUAAAUAUUAGAGGAAGAAGGGAAUCGGUAGAGAUCGAACUCGUACAAUGACGCAUAGACAUUAUUGUCUUCUAACACUGAAAUUAAGGGAGAAUGUGAGUGCACUUGACCGCGCCAAUGACAAUUUUCACUCCACUAAUUAUCGAUUACCACUCUUGCUUUUGCUUCCUCUCCUUACUCUGCCCUCGUAUUUAAACCCCAUCUCUCCUUGUCUCUACGUAUUCUUUUGCUUUCCCUCUCCAGUUGAUGGUUCACAAAACCACCCACACCUCCAUUUCUAGUUUUUGCCUUCAAAACCUUUUAUUCUCCUUCAAAAUUUAUCAAUCUUUUUUUUUUUUUUUUCCUGUAGAACUGCAAUUAAUUGUGACGAAGAGGCAACAAUUAUGUCACCAUCCCCUUAUUCGUAACCGCACGGUGAGUAAAGCGAUUAGUGACGGGGUAGGCACCCAAAAACGUUUAAGUGUAGCGGCCGAAGGUCACAAAAACAAAAAGAACAAUGAUGGAGCAUUCACGUACCAACCGUAAGCUGGUUUUGUUCAAAUUCCUGCAUGGGUUCAUUCUUUUAUGCAUGAGCACAUGCCUCGAAUCUACAGCACUUCGCAGCCUUACUCUGCUUGGAAAUGAAUCUGAUCGCUUGGCUCUUCUAGACUUGAAGAAAAGAAUAACAGUUGAUCCUUUCAAUGUCAUGAGCUCGUGGAAUCAUUCCAUCCAUUUCUGCAAUUGGGUUGGAGUUUCAUGCCACCGUUCCACCAAAAGAGUCUUGAUGUUGAACCUGAAAUCAAAAAAGUUGGUAGGCUCCAUUUCACCUUCCGUUGGAAAUCUUACUUAUCUUACUGGAAUCAAUUUGAGAGACAACAAGUUUCAUGGGGAAAUUCCUCCAGAAAUGGGUCGUCUACAAAGCCUACAAUAUCUCAACCUCUCUCAUAAUUCCUUUGGUGGGAAAAUUCCAACUAAUUUGUCGCAAUGCAUACAACUAAAAUUGCUUAAUCUACAAGCCAAUCGGAUGAUGGGGUCCAUUCCAAACCAACUCAGUUCAUUGUUGAAUUUGAAAUAUCUACGGCUUGAUGGUAACAAUCUCACUGGAACUAUCCCACCUUGGAUAGGAAACUUUUCUUUGUUGAGUAGUCUAAUACUUGGCAAGAACAAUUUUCAAGGAAGCAUACCCAAUGAGCUUGGGCAUAUAACAGGCUUGGAGGAGUUCGUAGUGCAGAUGAAUGAUCUAUCUGGUAUGAUCCCAUCCCCAAUCUAUAAUAUUUCUUCCAUAUCCACUUUUAGUGUUGCUGUCAACCAGUUGCAUGGAGAGCUACCACCAAAUCUCGGCACUAUGCUUCCUAAUCUCGUACAACUUUACUGUGCUGUGAACAAAUUCACAGGAAAUAUUCCUACGUCAUUGUCAAAUGCGUCAAGACUUCAGAUGCUUGAACUUUCUCAAAAUGGCUUCUCUGGGACAGUCCCUGGUGAGAGUCUAGGAAACUUGCGUAGCUUAGUUUGGCUAAACAUUUAUGGCAAUCAGUUAGGAAAUAGAAGAGUUGGUGACUUGAAUUUUCUUAGUUUCUUGGCUAAUUGCACUAGUUUGGAGCAUUUGAGUCUUUUCUAUAAUAAUUUUGGAGGAGAACUUCCGGGAUUCAUAGCCAACCUUUCGACCCAACUUACUGUUCUUAAUCUGGGGGAAAAUUUUAUACAUGGAAACCUUCCUAAGGGAACUGGAAACCUUAUAAGCCUGACUGCUUUAGUAUUAGAAUAUAACCAUUUGAGUGGCAGUGUCCCGCAUGAAAUUGGGAAACUAGAGAAGUUAAAGGAAUUGUAUUUGGAUGGUAACCAAUUUUCUGGGUCAAUCCCGUCAUCUUUUGGGAACAUGACUUCAUUGUUAUACUUGUACAUGGACUCAAACAAGUUUGAGGGCAGUAUACCUCCAAGUCUUGGAAACUGCCGAUACCUAUUAGAUCUUAACCUUUCCAGUAACAACCUUACGGGCACCAUACCUAAAAUGCUUAUGGAGCUUUCAACCCUUUCAAGUUCUCUAGACCUGUCUGACAAUUAUUUGACUGGUCCGAUGCCCUUUGAGGUGGGUGAUUUAGUGCAUCUCACAGAGCUAAAUUUAUUAAGAAACAAUUUAUUAGGUGAAAUCCCGAGCACCCUCGGCAGUUGUACUAGUUUGGAGCGCUUGUGUUUGCAAGGUAAUAAGUUUGAAGGAACAAUUCCUCAAUCUCUUGCGAAUUUGAAAGGCUUGGAAAAACUUGAUAUUUCAAGCAACAACUUGUCUGGGCCAAUUCCUAAAUUCAUAGGCAGGCUUGGUGCUCUCAAGUAUCUCAAUCUUUCGUAUAAUGAUUUUGAGGGCGAGCUGCCUAAAGAUGGUAUUUUUGCAAAUGUUAGUGGUGUUUCUGUUCUUGGAAAUCAUAGGCUCUGUGGUGGCAUCCCACAAUUACAUCUACCUUCAUGCCCCCCAAAAAAACACCAUUCAUCUCAUGGACUACAUUCCCCAAAAGUAGUCAUCCCCAUAGCCUGUGUACUUGGAAUCAUAAUUGCUCUAUCAUGCUUUUGUGGUGCUUGUUCAAUGCUGAAAAGGUCAAAAGAUAGACUUGCAACUUCAUGUUCUUAUAAGGAUUGGAAAUCAAGUGUCUCCUACUCACAACUCGUUGAAUCAACUAAUGGGUUUUCUGCAGAUAAUCUUAUUGGUUUGGGAAGUUUUGGUUCUGUUUAUAAAGGGGUAAUUCCUAGUGAUGGAACAAUAGUUGCUGUUAAGGUACUAAACCUUCAACAACAAGGAGCUUCCAAGAGUUUCAUAGAUGAAUGCAAAGCUUUAAGGAGUAUAAGGCACCGUAAUCUUCUCAAGAUCAUAACUGCAUGCUCGAGCAUUGAUAACCAGGGCAAGGACUUCAAAAGUCUAGUUUUCGAGUUCAUGGAAAAUGGAAGUCUAGACUCAAUGUUGUAUCCAAGAUAUGAGGAGGAAUCUCCAAGUAAAAGAAUGAGUUUUAUGCAAAGAUUGAACAUCGCCAUUGAUGUUGCUUCUGCGUUAGAUUAUCUUCACCACCAUUGUGAAACAGCCAUUGUUCAUUGUGAUCUAAAGCCGAGCAACGUACUUCUUGAUGAAGAUAUGGUAGCCCAUGUUGGGGAUUUUGGUUUGGCAAGGUUCCUCUUCGAAACAUCAAAUGAUCCCUCCUUUAGUCAAACAAUGUCAUCUCAGCUAAAGGGUUCUAUAGGUUACAUUCCUCCAGAGUACGGCACAGGAGGCCAAGUUUCCAUACUUGGAGAUGUUUACAGCUAUGGAAUACUAUUGCUGGAAAUGUUCACAGGAAAAAGACCUACCAGUGACAUGUUUAAAGGCGAUCUAAGCAUUUACCAAUUUGUAGCCAUGGCUUUGCCUGACCAUGUCAUGGACAUUGUUGACCAUUCAAUUAUCCUUGACCUCGAAACAGAUGGUGAUGUCAACAAUGACAUAGUGCGAGAACGAACUCCAUCCAGACGUAACAAUGGUGGCCCGAUGAAAGCAAAGAAAUUAAAGGAAUGCUUGGUUUCAGUGAUGCAGAUAGGACUCUCUUGCUGUGCAAUGUCACCAAGGGAGCGGAUGCUGAUGGACACGGUUGUCAGAAAAAUGAGUGCAAUCAGAGACUCGUACCUCAAGGUUUAGGAAGACUUGAGAACGACAAAGCAUGCUGCUCAAAGGAGAAAGGACAUGAUCACUCAUCAAUAAUAUUUUCCUCUCUCUACUCACCAAAAUUUUCUUUCUAGUUUUACUUUCUUUCUCUUGCUAUUGCUUGGAAUUUUGUCUCGUUGAUGUUUGUGGUGUGUUUUACUUAUAUGACUUGAAGCUUUCGAAUUUUAAUUUGUGUGGUGCUUUUUAGAAUUUUAAUGGUUAGUGGUUUUGGGGGAUCAA
This is a messenger RNA of Pyrus x bretschneideri (Chinese white pear), 4473 nucleotides long. RefSeq names its product probable LRR receptor-like serine/threonine-protein kinase At3g47570. Gene Ontology annotation, biological process: protein phosphorylation. NCBI's taxonomy places the organism in Eukaryota, Viridiplantae, Streptophyta, Magnoliopsida, Rosales, Rosaceae. The record is from RefSeq and is a predicted model, not a curated record. Bases 1096 to 4227 code for a protein of 1043 amino acids. Gene Ontology annotation, molecular function: protein binding; protein kinase activity; ATP binding. The transcript is spliced from 3 exons.